Messenger RNA from Thalassophryne amazonica, 1374 nucleotides. RefSeq names its product putative nuclease HARBI1. The coding region runs from base 108 to 1343 and encodes 411 amino acids. The transcript is spliced from 3 exons. NCBI's taxonomy places the organism in Eukaryota, Metazoa, Chordata, Actinopteri, Batrachoidiformes, Batrachoididae. The record is from RefSeq and is a predicted model, not a curated record.
ACAGUCGCUCCUUCUUCCACACGCGGCUCCAGAAACGUUUUAUUUCUCUCCCGUGUCGUGUAAAAACGGACUGAAACACGUGGCGUUGUGUGGACAGGGUUCGGGUUAUGACGGAGGUGAGGGAGUGCGUUUUGUCGGCCGGCAGGACCGUGCUGGAGCUGCUGGAGCGGGACUGGCAGCCGCUGUCCGCGGCCGAGCUCGACCUCCGGCUGGACCUGAAAGCCGAGGAGCUGCUGGAAGAGGAGCUGCUCUCCAAGCUCCAAACUCCUGCUGUCUACCUUCACUUAGUACCGAGUCUAACCCAGGCCGAGGUUCAGGCUCCGAACACACGGACAGCGUUACCCCGCUCCCCCGAGGAAGGCACGUUAGAACAACUGCAGACUGUAGAUGGCGCUGUCGUCCAGUACGUGACAGACCUACUUCAACGCACCAAAUGUAGGACUCGCAUGGCAGGACGGGCUCACUUGUCCCUGUCCCACACAGUCCUGCUGUCUCUCACUCUGCUCUCCAAUUGUGUCAGCUAUCGCAUGGUGUCCAGCCGCUUUUGCCUGGAGAAGGGAAACAUCCACAGGAUCUUCUUUUCCUUCUGCGAGCGCAUCGGCACGCUGCAGGACACACUGAUCUGGUGGCCUCUCGGUGCAGAAGCUGUGCAGAUACUUUCACCUUUUUCCAGUCUGCUGGAAAACGAGAAGGGACAGGAAGAGGAACAAGGUGCUCCCCGGGUUCUAGGAGUGUUGGGACACACCUGCAUCCCAACCCGCACACAUUUAGGGAAAGCUGGUGCGGGGAGCUUCAAGACCAAUGCCUAUCCUGACUCCUGGUUAAACGUGGAGAUCGUGUGUGACAGAACAGGCCGAUUACGGCACUGUAGAGUCAGUAAGGGAUCAGAUGUGGACAGAGCCGGCGCUCUGAGAGACAAACUCAGAGACAAUCCUGAGCUGAUGCCUCCGAGCUCCUACCUGGUGGCCAGAACCGGGUACCCGCUGACGGCUCAGAUUUUGACUCCGUACACAGACAACCUCAGCCAACAAGAGGAGCUCUUCAACAAGACACUGGAGACACAUUUUUAUAUUCUGGAUCGAGCCGUAUCCAGUCUGAGAACCAGAUUCCAGAGGCUCAGGUAUCUGGAUGUGGGGAGCUGCGAACGAGCCAGAGCUGUUGUGCUGGCCGCCUGCGUGUUACAUAACAUUUGUCUGGACAUGGGGCAGUCACUGCAAGGAGACUUGAACAAGGAGAGAGACAUGAUCCAAGAUCUGGAGGGGGAACAGGAAGACGAGGGUGUAAGGAGACGUGACGUCAUCUCAGACUUACUGUAUAAAAAUCUUAACUCUGGACGUGUGUGAUGUGGUUUGAUUCAAGACUUGAACAAAUAAA